AAAUUAAGAAGCAACAUUACUUAUUUCUUUUGAAGACUUUACUUUUCAAACGACUUUUUGCAAUUGAUCUCACUUUAAGCAAACAUAUCUUCCCAGUUUCUAAUAUUUAAACCCUUGUCCCGAAAUCAUUCCAUAAGUUAUGGCUCGCACCAAGAAAAAAGAUAACUCGGUCGUUUUCAUUGGCGAAGAGGAUAAGGAACCACUCCUAAAAAAAGGAUCAAAUCCAAAAAACAGUACUCCAUUUCCUGGGUCAUUUAUAAAAUAUCUUUUCUCCGAAAAAUCUGUGCUCAUGCGAAUUCUUUCCUCUUUGUGUCCGCCGUUUGGACGCUUCAAACGAAUCGCUGUAGAUUAUGAAGGAAGUUUUCUGAGCACUUUUUUCCUAACUGCUAUUGUGUACUGGGGACUUGUUACGUCUACGGAGCAUGAAUCUCCUAGCAGAUUAUUUGCCCUUCUUCACGCAACAGGUCUAACAGUGGGCUAUUUAGGGAUGAUUUCGGCUUUUACUUGGAUCAUUUCGCGAUGUACAAAGACUGCAAUUAUGCCAAGACAAAUCGUGUGCAUUAUGGGAUAUGGAUUAUUCGGUCAUGCCGUAGUUCUUCUAAUUUGUGAAGCCGGUUCCGACGAAUGGUUCAUGACCUUAAUGACCUUACUUGGCGGUUUAGGUUCAUUUCGCAUAUGCUUAAUCCUAUUGGCUCGAACUGCCGUGCCUGCUGGGCGUUUUGUACUAUGUUGUCCUGUCGCUAUUAUUCAUCUUCUGUAUUUAGUUUAUCUUCAUUUUGUUAUUAUGAAACGUUGAUAGGAAUUAUUAUUUGUACCUGGGAAUUAAUUCAUUCAUUAAUCGUAUAUGAGAUCACUGGCCAAAACCUUUAGGAGUAAUUACAUGCUUGCAUUUUUCUGUGAACGGAUUUAAAUUGGUAUACAAUAAAAUGAAAUUACAAGACAAA
This is a messenger RNA of Folsomia candida, 944 nucleotides long. Its product is annotated as protein YIPF3. The transcript has 4 exons. NCBI's taxonomy places the organism in Eukaryota, Metazoa, Arthropoda, Collembola, Entomobryomorpha, Isotomidae. The coding region runs from base 140 to 796 and encodes 218 amino acids. The record is from RefSeq and is a predicted model, not a curated record.